AUGGGGAUCACGGUUGAUGAACAGAACCAUGCUUCACGCUCACACGAGCCUAUCGCCAUCGUGGGCAUGGCCAUGCGGCUGCCUGGCAGAGUAAUCGACAGCGAAUCCUUUUGGCGGAUGCUAAUCGAGAAGCGAAGUGGGCUUUGUGACGUGCCGAAGGACCGGUAUCACCUGGACGCCUUCCACGAUCCGCAUGGCAAGCCGGGAACGGUGCGCAUGCGACAGGGCUACUUUCUCGACGACGUUGAUGUCCGCCAAUUUGAUAGCAAUGUCUUUUCUAGCCCCAAGAAAGAGCUAGAACGACUGGAUCCGCAGCAGCGCCAGCUCCUCGAAGUCUCGUAUGAGUGCCUAGAGAAUGCGGGAUGCACCCUGUGGCGGGGUCGAAAGAUCGGCUGCUACGUCGGCGUGUUUGGCCAGGACUGGUUGGACUUGAAUGCAAAGGAGACACAGCAUAUGGGUGCCUAUCGCGUUACGGGCUAUGAUGACUUUGUGCUGGGGAAUCGUAUUUCGUACGAAUUUGAUCUCCGCGGCCCUAGCAUGACCAUAAAGACGGGAUGCUCCUCAUCAUUGGUAUGCCUCGACCUCGCCUGUAAGGCGCUGCGCGACGGUGACUGUGAGGGUGCAUUGGUUGGUGGAACAAGCUUAAUCUUUUCGCCUACCAUGAGCCUGGCACUUAGUGAUCAGGGUGUGCUAUCGCCGACUGGAACGUGCAAGACCUUUGAUGCGUCUGCCGAUGGUUACGGGCGUGGUGAAGCAAUUAAUGCUAUCUACAUUAAGACCUUACGACAGGCCAUACAGGACGGAGAUCCCAUCAGGGCAGUCAUCCGAGGUACGAGCGUUAACUGUGACGGCCAGACCCAAGGAAUGCUCACCCCAAGCCCAACCGCGCAAGAGGUACUGAUGCGCCGUGCAUACGAGAUGGCUGGUAUUACUGACCUCGGCGAGACUGCCAUGAUCGAAUGCCACGGUACCGGCACCUCGGUGGGGGAUCCUCUCGAGACCACCGCUGUGGCCAAGUGCUUUGGCGAGACUGGUAUAAUCAUUACCUCGGUCAAACCCAAUGUCGGCCACUCCGAAGGGGCGGCCGGCUUGACGAGUCUCAUCAAAGGAGUUUUGGCACUGGAACACCGUCAAGUGCCGCCUAACAUCCACUUUUCCGAACCAAAUCCCGACAUCCCUUUCAAGACCGGCAAGCUGCACGUCCCUGUGGAGGUUGAGCCAUGGCCUGCGGACCGUGCCGAGCGAGUCAGCGUCAAUUCCUUCGGCAUCGGCGGUGUCAAUGCUCAUGUUAUUCUUGAAUCCCCCCGUCAAUCCGGGAUCAUGGAUCAAAUGUCACGCCCCGACCCUGUUCCUGGGGACGAGAACGCCCAUUUGCUGCUCUUCUCCGCCCACAGCGCAGUUUCCCUGCAGACUUCCAUCGCCGCCCAUCAAGCGUACAUUGAGCAAGGUCAUGCCCCCUUGCAGGAUGUGGCAUACACGCUCGCCAAUCGCCGGUCCCAUCACACCUAUCGCGCUUAUGCGGUUACAGACGACCAAAAGUCCUGGAAUGUGUCGACAGCGGAAGCUGUCAGUUUGCCCCCACGCAUUGUGUGGGUAUUCACGGGACAGGGAGCACAAUGGCCGCAGAUGGGGGCAGAGCUUCUGGAGGUAAAUGCCACCUUUCGGGACACAAUUCAGAAGUUGGACCGAUUUUUACGCACACUACCCAGUCCACCGCCAUGGACCAUCGAAGCCGAGCUACGCAAGCCAGACAGGAUCAGUCGAAUCCACGAAGCCGUCAUGGGCCACCCCCUGUCCAUUGCCCUCCAGAUUGGGCUUAUUGAUGUGCUGCGGUCCUGGGGCAUCGUCCCCACGGCCGUGCUGGGUCACUCAUCGGGGGAGAUGGCAGCUGCAUAUGCCUCCGGUGCCAUCACUGCCGAGGAGGCGAUGGCUGCAGCCACCUUCCGAGGCGCGAGCCACGAGACCUCCUCGCGCAAAGGAGCCAUGGCGGCUAUCGGCCUGGGUCCCAAAGAAGUGCGGCCCCUACUCCAACAAGGAGUUGUGAUUGCUUGUGAAAACAGUCAUCAGAGCGUGACGAUCUCAGGAGACACCGAACGCGUCGAGGAGGUGGUGCGUCGUAUUCAAGAGGAGCAACCGGGGACUUUUGCUCGGUUCCUACGCGUGGAGAAGGCUUUCCAUUCACACCAUAUGCAGGAGUAUGGACCUCACUACGAAGAGCAUCUCCAGCCAUUUCUUCAAAGCAGGUGCCCCGGGAUCCCAUUCUACUCGACGGUCACGGGCGACAGGUUAACGGGAGAUGGCUUAGGCGCCACUUACUGGCGUCAGAAUAUGGAAAGCCCGGUGCUGUUUAAUGCAUGCGUCCGCUCCGUCUUACGGGACCACCCUGAAAAGCUUGUUUUCAUCGAAAUUGGACCGCACCCUGCGCUUAAAGGCCCUAUCCGACAGAUCCUUCACGACGUCCAACGCCCCGACGUCGGGCACGUGGGAACCCUCCAGCGAUCACAACAAUGUCAGGAAAGCCUCCUGCAGUGUGCAGGCAUGCUGUUUCAGUACAAUGUUUCUCUUGACCUCGCAAAGGUCUGCCCCCCGGGUCAGUGUGUCACAAACCUACCCCGUUAUGCCUGGCAGAAAGACGUGUCCCACUGGGCCGAGCCACGCUUAGCCCGCGACUGGCGCUUUCGAGCAUAUCCGCCGCACGAACUUCUGGGAAGCCGGGUAAUUGAAAUGGGCCAUGAGCCGUCGUGGAGGAAUUUACUGGCCUUGGAACACCUUCCUUGGCUGGAAGGCCAUCGCGUCAGUGAUCACACCGUUUUUCCUGCCGCAGGUUAUGUUUCUAUGAUCGGGGAGGCUCUGCUUCAGUUGGAAGGAGAACCCGUUUACUCGCUUAGAAACAUCAGCAUCUGUACAGCAUUGACAUUGCAAACGGAAAGGUCGACGGAGGUCCUGACAAGUCUCCACCCACUAUCACUGGACUCAUCGGAGGCGUCUCCAUGGUAUUCAUUCAGCAUUAGCUCCUUUGACGGAACCCGCUGGGUGCGAAACUGCUACGGUGAGGCUAGAGCGUCCGUGGAUAAAUCUGUAGCUAGGAACGUCGACGAGUCAGCGGUACCAUUGCCGCGUCCAGUUGAUCAAAGAACCUGGUACAAUGUCCUGCGGCAGGUGGGCUUGGAUUACACGGGGGCAUUCCGUGGUCUGCGAUCCAUCUCAGCUGCGACAGUGGAUAACAGAGCCACUGCGACCGUCCCGUGGCAGAACAUCCACGGAAGUGCACAUUAUGCGGUCCAUCCCGGAAUGAUCGACCAGUGCUUCCAGUUAUUCACCGUGUCUGUCUGUCGCGGUCAGGCACGGAAAUGCCGUCAUCCCGCCGUCCCAACUUUCAUCGAAGAAAUGGUCGUUAUUCCCACCAAGGGUAGUGUAGAGGUGGAUUCCCAUAUUCCUACAUCUGAGGGAGGAUCAUAUGUUGGCGAGCUUGUUGCCCAUUCAGCAGGCGAGCUUGUCCUGUCGGUGAAAGGGUUCAAGGCUUCUGCCCUCACUGCAGAGAGUGCUGUCUCGGAAGAUGUACCGCUAAUAACCCAGUUGGAGUGGAAACGAGACGCCGACUUCGCUGAUUUGUCGGAAUUGAUGUACCCCCGUAGGCACUGUCCUUCUGAAUGGGCCCUACUGGAGGAACUUGUUCUUUUGUGUAUGCUGGAGCAUCGGGGGCAGUUACAACUCGACGAGCAGACCCCCGAGCAUCUCCGGGUGUUCUUUGCAUGGCAAAAGACUCAGCUAGACCGAUACAGGAGAGGGUCGAACAUUUUGGUGCCUGCAGAUCUCGAGCUCGAAAGCAUGAGCCGUGCAAAUCGUCUGGCUCGCGUGGAUGCCCUAGUGACCCAAGUCAAGGCCUCGCCAUAUGCAGUCUUCGCCACCGCGGUACAUCGCCUUUUCAUGGCCGCACCAACUAUCUUCACCGGUGAAACACAUCCCCUACAGGUCCUCCGGCAAGACCAAAUUUUUGAGGAGUUUUGUGCUGUCACGGACUCUCUAGAAUACGCAGAUGCGGUGGCGCUCUUAGGUCAUAGCAACCCCGUCAUGCGUGUCCUGGAGGUCGGCGCUGGGACAGGCGGAACUACCCGGAAGAUCCUCCAGGCACUUACCUCGUCCAAUGGCGAGCGCUUGUACAGCAGCUAUACCUAUAGCGAUGUUUCACCAGGAUUCUUGACGACAGCACAGGAGCAGUUUGCCGACCGCGAAGGCAUGCUAUAUGCUGUAUUUGAUAUCACGCAAGACCCUGCAACUCAGGGCCUCGAGCUGGGGCAGUACGACUUAAUCGUUGCUAGUAAUGUCGUGCAUGCCACGCCGUGUUUGCAGACCUCUCUUCGACACCUCCGCAGUUUGCUGAGCCCCCGAGGUCGUCUCUUCUUGCAUGAGCUCUGUCCUGAGGCCAAGUUUUAUGAUUAUGUUAUGGUAGCUGUCCUCCCAACUUUCCAGCCUGCAGAUCCCCCGCUCCACCGGUGUCAAUCUGUCUCGAUAGCUAAUAGCUUUGAGGAGCCCGAUGCAGUUGUGCUUGAUGGGGUUGUUCCAUAUCAUAGCAACGCAGGCAUGAUCGUUUCAACGGCCUGUCCGCGAACAAUUCCCUCUAGGGUGACUCUGUUGUGUUACACCCCAACAGGACCAUACGUGGAAGGUCUUAUUCAUCUCCUACAUGACCUGAAAAUCUGCGUGGACAUCUGCACCCUAGGCGAGCCUCUGGCCCCCACGCAGGAUGUAAUAUCUGUACUAGACCUGCAAGAGCCUACAAUCCACGGCAUGUCAGAGACAACGUUCAAGGUAAUACUGGGAUAUUUACAAACACUCAAGGAGAAGAUGCUGUGGGUCACCCGUGCGUCACAGGUGAAAUGCAAAGAUCCCAGAGCUUCCAUGAUACUGGGACUGGCGCGCACCGCCCGCAAUGAGUUGUCGGCUAGGCUGAUGACGGUGGAGGUGGACAACGUGACUCCGAGCUCAACUGCAGCGCAUUUAACGAUCAAAAUCUUUCUCCGUGGUCCUCUUUCCGACCUUGCGCCUGACUCCAUGAGUCCGGAUUGGGAAUAUGCUAUCGUUGACGGGGAGGUUCUGGUGCCCCGUGCACAUUGGACUAAUAUUUCCGAGGCCUUUUCGCAUCUCCGCACCAGAGCCCCCUCGACGCGGAAACGGCUCGCCAUUGAGACGCCGGGCUUGCUUCAUACUCUAGGGUGGACGGAGAAUGAGAUUGACAGCUUGGCAGACGACGAGGUCCUCGUUGAGACCAGAGCAGUCGGCUUGAACUUUCGUGAUGUGCUGAUCGGUCUGGGGGUGCUUGACAACAGCGCUAGAGAGGUGGGACUUGAAGGUGCUGGCAUUAUACGAGCCGUCGGUGCCCAGGUCGAAACUCUCUCUGUCGGUGACCAUGUAAUGUAUAUGUCCAGUGGGUGCUUCGCUACCCAUGUAACUUUACCAGAGGCUAUCUGCGUCCGAAUGGAUGGGAAUAUGUCCUUUGAGAUGGCGGCAUCGCUGCCGUGUGUAUUCGCUACAGCUGCCAUGGCUUUGGUGGAUAAGGCAAGAUUAGGGAAGGGCCAGUCCGUUCUGAUCCAUUCUGCGUGCGGUGGAGUCGGCUUGGCUGCGAUUCAAAUCGCCCAGAUGGUAGGAGCACAGAUAUACUGCACCGUGGGGAGUGAGGAAAAGGCACAGUAUCUGAUCGACCAUUAUCACAUUCCGCGCGAGAACAUCUUUCAUUCCCGAGAUGCAUCCUUCCAGCGGGACAUCAUGACGGCCACCAGAAAUCGUGGUGUUGAUGUGGUGCUCAAUUCCUUGUCCGGGGAGCUAUUGCUGGCCUCAUGGAAAUGUGUUGCCGAGUUUGGGACUAUGGUCGAGAUCGGCAAACGAGACUUCCGCCGCCGUGCGAAGCUUUCCAUGGAGGCCUUCGAGGCCAAUCGAACAUUUGUUGGGCUUGACCUUUGGCAGCUAUCUCAACAAAGGCCCAGGCAAGCCGCUGAGCUCCUAGAGCGUUGUGCGGACUGGAUACGGUCUGGGGCCAUCUCCUUAGAUGCCCCGGCCAACAUCUUCCCGGCCAACCGAAUCCAAGAUGCCUUCAGAUUCAUGCAGGCAGGUCGACACAUUGGGAAAAUUAUCAUUACUAUGCCUGAUGACCCCAUUGAUCUUGGAUCAGUGCCUGGGAAACCCUCCAUCACUCUGCGGCCCGACCGCAGCUACCUUCUUGUGGGUGGGCUAGGGGGGCUGGGCCGCGCGGUAGCUUCCUGGAUGGUCGAGCUCGGGGCCCGACAUCUCAUCUUCCUCUCCCGCUCUGCCGGUAAGCUCCCUGAGACUGUCCAGUUUGCAGCUGAGCUUCGAUCCCAGGGUUGUGAGGUCCAAUUGAUUACAGGCAGCGUAUCUGAGACAGAUGAUGUCCAUAAUGCAGUUAAUGCAGCGACUAUGCCAGUGGCUGGCGUCAUAAAUAUGUCGAUGAUCUUAAAGGAUGUAUCACUGGCGGACAUGAACUUCUCCGACUGGACUAGCGUGGUGGAACCCAAGGUUCAGGGGACCUGGAAUUUGCACCAUGCCACCUCUGCUGACCUGGACUUCUUCAUUCUAUUCUCUUCGUAUAGUGGGAUUGCUGGUCAAUGGGGACAGGCAAACUAUGCGGCCGCCAACACCUUUCUUGAUGCUUUUGUGCAAUAUCGACAUGGAAAGGGCCUGCCAGCAUCAGUGAUAGAUGUCGGCGUUAUGGGUGAGGUGGGUUUUGUAUCACAGAAUGAGGCUCUAUUCGACCGCUUCGCGAAGAGUGGUAUGCAUAUCUUGAAGGAGCAGGAUCUUCUGGAUGCAAUGGUUCUCGCCAUCGCACGAUCAGCUCCUGAACCCACCGGAGCCCAGGCUGGGACGUACUGCAAUGCCAGUCAGAUUCUACUCGGUGUACACACUACCAUUCCCAUAUCGACCCGCUCCAGCCGAGUAGCCUGGAAGAACGAUAUUCGGAUGAGCAUCUAUCAUAAUAUCCAUGGGGGCAGCGAGGUAUCCCCGGCUGGAACCUCAGACCACAACAGCCUCCGAGGAUUCCUUGCUGCAUGUGGCUCUCGACCCGAGAUCCUGGAAGAGGAAGAAGCCACAACAAGGAUUGCGCAGGCAUUGGGCUUGGCGCUAGCAAACUUUCUCCUGCGCGAUGCUCAUGCCAUCAGUGCCCACGACUCCCUUCCGGCGCUAGGGGUCGACUCUCUUGUGGCCAUGGAGGUCCGAAACUGGAUUCGGCAGCAGCUCGAUGUGGAUGUCAGUGUCUUCGUGCUCCUGCAAAGCCUGUCGCUACUGCAUGUAGCUGAUCACCUUCGCCUGGCUCUUGUUGCUCGCCUCGCGGCCAACGGGCCUACCGCUGUCGAGGCAUGCACCAAAGGCCAACUGGUCCGGCGAAGUCCCAAUUCUAAAUCAUCGAGGGAUAGCAAUGUCCCGUGCCAGUACAGCUACACCCAAAAGCUUGGCAAACCCAAGGGCAGCCGGAACAAGAGGACACUUGCUAGGCUGAACGCAUCCAGCAGUGGGCGACAGGGGCCAGCAAGGACCCCGGACAGACUGCUACCAUUAUCGUUGCCAGUUUCAAAUACCCCUUCUCCAACAAUUGCCGAGACCCCUUCGAGGGCUUUACUAGAUUAUCAGCCAUUGGAGGCCGAUCUCGAAUGUCCCUGGGUAGACCCUUUCUUCGAUCUCGAUGCUACAGUGUAUCCUCCACCACCGGAUGGAGGCCUGUGUCAGCUCGAACCCACCUACCCAACCUUGGAAAACGGAACCGAAAACGGGCAGUCCAAUGAAAUUAACACAUUUGAUUCCACACAGCAGCAUCCAGACACAAGGCUCACAUCCCCAAUCGGUACUACUUUCAACGACGACAUAUAUAAAGUUGACGUUCAACCGCGUGUGGUUACACAGAAGCCGAAUGCUACAACCCCCAGCCACAUUCCGGCUUCUUACCCUCCCAACAGGGCACCCUUCGGCACUUCUAUCACUUCAUCCCUCCUCUUUGAAAAUCCCAGCCCAAUCCAGCGCGAAGGGGGAACCUCAUGUUCCUGCCUCCGGCUGCUAACAGAACAACUCUAUCUCCUCCAUUCUACGGAACGCAACAACCUUGCCAUACCGUUCGAUCGGGUUCUAUCAAUGGCUUCAACGUUCAUUGGCUGUGCUGACGGUGUCCUACACUGUGUGCUGUGCCGACUUGACAGCACGGUAUUGCGACUAAUCAUGACGGCGCUCCAGACAAUUUUCAGCUGGGUUUAUAUGGGUUAUAGCGAGCAGCCCGGGUCCCCCAAACUGCCCCCCAUUCACUUUGGCGAUUGGAGGGUUCCGGAGCAGGGUGGGGAAAUGGUGAAGCUGCUGCUUACAAAGCACAUGCUAUCCCUCUGUCGCUCUGUGGUUCGUAUCCUACAGCUCCGGGUGGAUGAGAUGCAUCUACUUGCCAAAGUCCAAACGAGGUUUCAUUGUAUGGACACUGCAAGCAUGAGCGUUCUAGCAGAACGACUAUCUAGCUCACUGUCGGAUGUUAUUCACCUGGUUCAGCAUUGCGGCAAGGGGAAGGAUGUGAUCCCCGACUCGCCGUCAUCUCAAAAGAGCCCUGAAAAAAGUGAAACUGUCGCAGAGUCGGGUUAG
Aspergillus tubingensis is the source of this 8622-nucleotide messenger RNA. Its product is annotated as type I polyketide synthase. The record is from RefSeq and is a predicted model, not a curated record. Gene Ontology annotation, molecular function: phosphopantetheine binding; fatty acid synthase activity; 3-oxoacyl-[acyl-carrier-protein] synthase activity. The transcript is spliced from 18 exons. Gene Ontology annotation, biological process: fatty acid biosynthetic process; secondary metabolite biosynthetic process. The coding region runs from base 1 to 8622 and encodes 2873 amino acids. NCBI's taxonomy places the organism in Eukaryota, Fungi, Ascomycota, Eurotiomycetes, Eurotiales, Aspergillaceae.